AUGCACCUGGUCCAGGUGAAUGAGCUCUGCCAGCCUGAAGCCAACCUUAAGGACCCAAUCCAGGCCCAGGGACCGGGGGAGGCACAGCUGUUUGGGGCUGAGGGGGAGGAGGAUGCCAUGGCCGCCACUCCCUGGAGCCCGACGGAAGACAGUGGCCUCAGCAGCCAAGGGGAAGAGGGGCCGAGCACCUGGCACGACCAGGAAGGUGCCAAGUCCUUGCUACCAGAGGCACCACGUCUGAAGAUGGCUGACCUGGUGCGGUUCUUGCUCCUCAAGUAUCGCACCAAGGAGCCCACCACAACGGCAGAAAUGCUGACUAUGGUCCGCAAAGACCAGUGGGACCACUUCCCCGUGGUCUUCAGCCAAGCCUGCAAUUGCAUGCAGCUGCUCUUUGGCGUGGACAUGAAGGAGGUGGACCCCAGGGAGCACACCUAUGCCCUGGUCCCCACCCUGGGCCUCACCCACAAUGGGAUGCUGAGCGAUGGGCAGAGAUUCCCCAAGACUGGCCUCCUGGUGUUGCUCCUGGGCCUGAUUGUCUUGGAUGGCGACCGCAUCCCUGAGGAGGAGGCCUGGGGAGCACUUAGCCAGAUAGGGGUGUAUGCAGGGAAAGAGCACUGCAUCUAUGGGGACCCCGGGGAGCUGCUGACCAAAGUGUGGGUGCAGGAGGGCUACCUGGAAUACCGGCAGGUGCCCCACAGCGACCCCGCCCGCUACGAGUUCCUGUGGGGGCCCCGGGCCCACGCAGAGAUCCGCAGGGAGCAAGUCCAGGAUUAUCUGCUCAAGGUCAAUAGCUUGGACCCCAGGUCCUUCCUACCCCUGCCUGCAGAGGCUGUGAGCGAUGAGGAAGAGGGGGCCUGA
Molecule: messenger RNA, 858 nt
Organism: Hippopotamus amphibius kiboko
Lineage: Eukaryota; Metazoa; Chordata; Mammalia; Artiodactyla; Hippopotamidae
Product: melanoma-associated antigen 10-like
Exons: 2
Coding region: 1-858 (285 amino acids)
Biological process (GO): negative regulation of transcription by RNA polymerase II
Cellular component (GO): nucleus
Source: RefSeq, a predicted model, not a curated record